Messenger RNA from Vitis riparia (riverbank grape), 943 nucleotides. RefSeq names its product RING-H2 finger protein ATL68-like. Bases 92 to 703 code for a protein of 203 amino acids. Gene Ontology annotation, biological process: protein ubiquitination. The record is from RefSeq and is a predicted model, not a curated record. Gene Ontology annotation, molecular function: transferase activity. Lineage: Eukaryota; Viridiplantae; Streptophyta; Magnoliopsida; Vitales; Vitaceae. The transcript has a single exon.
CCACCUCCCUCCCUCAAAAAAAAUCUCCACUAUUCCCUCUCUCUCCCUCUCUCCUCUCUCUCCAAAUGGCCCUUCACUCUCCACACUUCCAAUGUCCACCACCCCCAUCACUCCCUCUUCCUACGCCUCCACCGCCGCCACAGCCGCAGCCGCCGCCGCCGCCGCCGCAGCUCCUCCUCCUCCCACCUACCUCUCCAACCUCGGCCUCGGCUACGCCAUCGCCAUCGCCUUUGCCUUCCUCGUCCUCCUCUCCACCAUCCUUCUUGCCUCCUAUCUCUGCUGCCGCCGCCGCCCCCUUUCUCCACACCACUCCCGAAACCCCGCUUCCGCUGCCAACUCCUCCGACGGCAUCGUCCUACCCCGCAUCAUAUUCGUAGCCGAAGACGAAGACGAGGACCAGAACGUUGUCGUUGGACUCGACCAAGCUGUGAUCGACUCCUACCCGAAGUUCCCUUUCUCUAAAUCCAACACCCACCUGGAUUCAGUCUGCUCAAUCUGUCUCUGCGAGUACAAGGACUCGGAGAUGCUGAGAAUGCUGCCGGACUGCCGCCACUGCUUCCAUCUCUACUGCGUCGACGCGUGGUUGAAGCUCAACGCGUCGUGCCCUGUUUGCCGGAACUCGCCGCUGCCCACUCCUCUUUCGACGCCGCUGUCGGAGCUGGUUCCGCUGUCGCAGUACCCGGCUGAUCGAAGGAGGAGGUGACUGAAUACGAUUUGACUUCUUCUGAUUUGGGGUUUGGGCCGUUUUGAAAUGUAAAGGUUUUGGUUGUGGUGAUAUUGGAAGGUUUAUAGGGCUUGGAUUACGGUUCUAGUUGUUUAGAGUGAAAAAAAAAAAAAAAAAAACCAAGGAUGUCGAUCUGUUCUGUGUCAUGUUGGAAUUGGUUUUGUUUCUCUGUUCCCAUUGAUUUAACUCCAAUGAAGUUGCUGAAUUAUUUGUGAAGAA